AUGAAAACGUUCGAAACAUUUAGCGACCAGCCAGGCGAUGAAAUGAGGAUUCUUUGUCUGCAUGGAAUGGGAACCAGCGGCGCAAUCUUUGAAGCGCAGACUGCCGCAUUCCGUUCCAAACUCGAUCCCAAAAGCUACACCUUCGACUUCAUCGACGCGCCCUACCCGUCCCCGCCAGCCUUUGGCAUCGAAAUCUUCUUCCCACCACCAAACCACACAUUCUACACAUUCUGGACCGGCAUCGAUCCCCCAUCCGUACACGCCGCACAUCAAUGGCUUACGGAUCUUUUCGUCUCACGGGAACCCUACGAUGCCGUGCUCUGUUUCUCGCAAGGCUGUUCCGUGAUUUCUUCAUUCGUGGUAUAUCACAACAAUGAACAUCCCGAGCAAGCCCUUCCUUUCAAAGGCGCAAUUUUCAUAUGUGGGGGACUGCCGCUGCAGAUUCUUACGGAUUUGGGAUUACCAGUUUCGGAGGGGGCGUGGGAGAUCAAUGUGAGGUCUGGAAAAGUGUUGGCACGUGUUGCGGCAUCUGCUUCAGAGGAAAUUGGGAAGCUUUUGGAUGUGAAAAAUCGACCAGGCGUGGUGCGACAGGGACUUUGGGAUAAAACGGAGCAUCUCGAGCAUGAUGUCGCCGAAACAACGUUCCCGGAUGAUUCGAGUGAUGUGUUUGGAUUGGAUAUCCAGGCGUUUCCGGAGGGACUGAGGAUUGGAAUUCCGACUGUGCAUGUUUUUGGGAUUAAGGAUCCCAGAUAUCCUGCUUCCAUACAGUUGGCGCAUUUUAGUAAAGAAGAGAAAAGGAGGACUUUUGAUCAUGGGGGAGGUCAUGAUAUCCCCAGAACUACUGUGGUCUCGGAUAGGAUUGCGGAGUUAGUUGUGUGGUUGGAUGAGCAAAUUAAAUUGGAAUAUAGCAAUGAAGAUUGA
Molecule: messenger RNA, 921 nt
Organism: Glarea lozoyensis ATCC 20868
Lineage: Eukaryota; Fungi; Ascomycota; Leotiomycetes; Helotiales; Helotiaceae
Product: alpha/beta-Hydrolase
Exons: 3
Coding region: 1-921 (306 amino acids)
Cellular component (GO): nucleus; cytoplasm
Source: RefSeq, a predicted model, not a curated record